This is a messenger RNA of Mytilinidion resinicola, 1353 nucleotides long. RefSeq lists its product as uncharacterized. The transcript has a single exon. The record is from RefSeq and is a predicted model, not a curated record. The coding region runs from base 1 to 1353 and encodes 450 amino acids. NCBI's taxonomy places the organism in Eukaryota, Fungi, Ascomycota, Dothideomycetes, Mytilinidiales, Mytilinidiaceae.
AUGCCUCAUCCUGAACACCCCCGACGCAGCCAGACCUCCUCCUCAGGCGAUCAAACUCGGCGAAGGACGCAACGAAACAAAGCCUUCCACUCUUCACACAUUCCACUUCAAUCCCACUCAUCCCUCGACCUCGAUACCACUCGUGUCAACGGACCGCUAUCUUUCCUAAACCCAACAAGCGCAAACUUCAACCCUAACUCCAAGUUCGGGAAACACGUCGAGCCCCAUUCCACGCACAUCCGAGAAGAUGAAGAGUCUGAAGCACACGAGAAGUCUUCAGAGGAUACCCAGCCAGCCUCCAGCGUUGCCUACAAGUGGACUUCGCGCAACAACCGCAAAGGGCGACAUACUCUCCUUGUCAACCCUGCAUACGCCAAAUCUAGCGCGAAAUACACCACACCAGCUCCUACCGCCUCCCUUCGUGGCAUUGCUCAAGGCAUACUUCGCAUGGUCACCACAUACCCCAUCUGGGACAUAUCUUACGACGUGGCGGUCCUCUUCACACUCGGUAGUGUGGUAUGGGUUAUAAACGCGUUCUUCGUCUUCCUCCCACUCAUAAAACCCUCCACGGAAUUCAAAAACGAGGAAUUGACCGGCGGCGGCAUCACCGCCUUCAUCGGCGCUACAAUCUUCGAAAUCGGCUCAAUACUACUCCUAUUCGAAAGCAUCAAUGAAUCCCGCACUGGCUGCUUCGGCUGGGCCGUUUCUCAAGCUCUGGAGGACCAUACCUUACAGUUCCACCCCUCGGGCCAAACAUGUGUGCAUCACCACAGGAACAAACGGAGUUUAGGGGGCACUGCCUCCAGCUCCCACGACAGUAUUGCCGAGUCCGACAAGACAUGGACAUGGUGGCCUUCCACCCAUGAUCUCCUGACACACCACCUCCACAGCCUCGGCUUUUUGGCUUCCUUCACCCAAUUCCUCGCCGCAUCCGUCUUCUGGAUCUCUGGCUUUACCGCGCUCCCUGGUGUCCUAAACCACCUCUCCACCGGCCUCGAAGCUGGCAUCUACUGGACACCGCAAGUGCUUGGCGGCACCGGCUUCGUACUCUCGGGCUUGCUCUUCAUGAUCGAGACCCAGUCGAAAUGGUACAAGCCCGCUCUCGGUACGCUGGGGUGGCACAUUGGAUUCUGGAAUACCAUCGGUGGACUCGGGUUCACGCUUUGUCCCGCUUUUGGAUAUGAUACGCACAGUUGGGCGCAGUACCAGGCGAGCUGUAGCACGUUUUGGGGUAGCUGGGCCUUCUUGAUAGGUAGUGCGAUUCAGUGGUAUGAGAGCUUGGGCAAGUGGCCGGUGGAGGUGGAUAAAAAUAUCGGAGUGGGGGUUGAAACAAAAGACGAUUCAGGAUCGUGA